AUGGCGGUGGAUUCAGCGUUCUCGGCGCCAAACGCGCUGGGGUCUCUCAAUUCCUUUGUAGAGGCGCUAGUUGCAGUCCUCCUCCCACUCAUCCUCACAUACGCUCUCACCACCUUCAACGCCAACUGGAUCCGCAAUGUCCGCGGCAAAGGUAACCCCCCACCGGUGCCCUAUGCCUUGCCGGUUUUGGGCAACACCUUCCAGUUUGCCUACGACACUGAGGGGUUCAUCACGAAAACAAUCAAACGGUUCGGCCGUGCCCCUUUUCGGCUCUUCGUCGGGCUCGAGACGAUGUACUACAUCCCGCACGGGGCCGCGGUGCAAGCCAUGUUCAAACACGCGCGCGACUUGUCGAUGAAGCCCAUCAUCGUUGUGGCUAUGCGCGACCAAUUCGGCAUGUCAGCACGGGAUUUGGCCGUGUUUGAGCGCGACCACUCUGGCGAUGAGGCGCGGCCGUUGGAAGGGUUUGAGGACGUGGAUCCGGCCCAUCGUGUGUUGUAUCAGCAACAUCGGGAUCUGCAUUUGAUGCUGAAUGGCGCCGCGCUGGAGGGCAUGAUGGGGCGGUUCGUGGGGAAUUACACGGCGUACUUGCGGGACACGGAGAUAGUGGGUCAGGGAGAGGAGUGGGUUGAGCUGCCGGACUUUUACGGUUUCCUGCGCGAUGCCAUGUUCCAAGCAUCCUGCAAGGGCUUGCUCGGAGAGCGCGUGUUUGAGGUAGCGCCGGAACUUGCGCGUGAGUUUUGGGCCUUCGAUCAGAAUCUUCUGACCUACUUCCGCCGCACGCCGCGGUGGUUGGCCCCUAGUGCGUAUGUCACGCGCGACCGGGCUCUGGCCGCGCUCAAGAAGUGGGUAAUUCACGCACGGGAGAAGCUCGACUACCGAGACCCGUCGCUGGCGGGCGUUGAGUACGAGCCCAUUUGGGGGUCCCGUCUGAUGCGUAUGCGGGCCGAGAUGUUUGACAACGCCGGCUUCUCGCUAGACGGCGCUGUCUGCCAGGAUCUAGGUUUUCUGUGGGCGUCCAACGCCAAUGUCAUCCCUGCGACGCUGUGGGGGAUGCUGAACGUACUCGUCUCGGAGAACCUCACCGCGCGGGUCACAGCCGAACUGGCCGAGUGCUUCGACGAGUCCACCGACAAGUUUGACGUCGCUGCGCUAUGCGCUAAGCCCCUCCUAACCGGCGUCUACCUCGAGUCGCUACGCCACUGCGCGGCCGUCACCUCCGCUCGCAAUCCUGUGACCGACAACUUCCAGCUGGCCGGGUGGUCCAUGCCGCGCAACUCGUUGAUGCUCUCGAUCGUGUGGUUCGGCGCCCACGACCCGGACUUCUGGAACCAGGGCCGCCUUCGCCCCGAUGGGAAACCCGAACACCCCGUCGACACCUACUGGGCCGAACGCUUCCUCGAGUACCCCAACGACCCGGCCAGCGGACCUGUCAAGAAACCGGACGCCUCCAUCUACACUACACCCGCGAAGAACGCUGACAAGCCUAAGACCGCCGAAGACGACAAAACGGCCAAACCCAUCUCCAGCACGGCCGCUCUGCAGGGCUACUUCUACCCCUACGGCGGCGGUACUCGCAUCUGUCCUGGGCGCCACUUGGCCAAGCAGGAGAUGCUGGUGGCCUUGGCGGGGAUGAUGAAGGCAUUUGAGAUCGAGAUUCUCGAUCCGGUGGCCGCGCGCCAUGUGAAGCCGGAUAUGCGCGCGUUUCCAACUGGAGCGAUGGGGCCGGACCGGAAGGUGGCUGUGAGAAUUCGGAGGAGGAGGGGGUGGUAG
This is a messenger RNA of Dichotomopilus funicola, 1773 nucleotides long. RefSeq names its product cytochrome P450. Lineage: Eukaryota; Fungi; Ascomycota; Sordariomycetes; Sordariales; Chaetomiaceae. Gene Ontology annotation, molecular function: oxidoreductase activity, acting on paired donors, with incorporation or reduction of molecular oxygen; steroid hydroxylase activity; iron ion binding. The coding region runs from base 1 to 1773 and encodes 590 amino acids. The transcript has 3 exons. The record is from RefSeq and is a predicted model, not a curated record.